GGCUGUGGCGGCGGCGGCAGCGGGCAGGAUGGGUCCUCGCCUCCGGCUUCGCUGAGACUCGUUCGCUUGGGCCUACAGUGGCCGCGGCGGCAUGAAGGGCGCUCUGGGGAGCCCCGUGGCCGCUGCUGCCGCCGGCGCCGCGAUGCAGGAGAGUUUUGGCUGCGUGGUGGCCAACCGCUUCCACCAGCUGCUGGACGACGAGUCGGACCCGUUCGACAUCCUGCGCGAGGCCGAGCGUCGGCGCCAGCAGCAGCUGCAGCGCAAGCGGCGCGACGAGGCGGCGGCGGCCGGGGCUGGCAACCGCGGCGGCAGGAGCCCCGCCGGGGCCUCGGGCCACAGACCCGGCGCGGGCGGCGGCCGGAGGGAGUCCCAGAAGGAGCGCAAGACCUUCCCGGCCCCCGGCGCGCCGCAGCCGGAUAGCCCCGGGGCCGGCCCGCAGCCGCCCGGCCUGAAGCGAACUCCUAGAAGAGGGGAGCAGCAAGGAUGGAAUGAUAGCCGGGGGUCAGAGGGGAUGCUGGAUCGAGCAGAGCGGAGAUCCUACAGGGAAUGUCGACCCUAUGACACCGAGAGGCAGACGGAUUUUACAGCUGAGAGGUUUACAGAUGAAAAACCAGUUGACAGGUUUGAUCGAGACAGACCACAGAGAGGACGUGGAGGCCCGAGAGGGGCCACAAGAAGCAGAGGGAGAGGUGGUCCUGGGAACAGAGCUUUUGAUGGCUUUGACCAGAGAGGGAAACGAGAAUUUGAAAGAUAUGGCGGGAAUGAUAAAAUUUCAACCAGAACUGAAGACAGCAUGGGUGGAUGCGGAGUUCGCAGCUGGGGAUCUGGUAAAGACACCAGUGACAUGGAGCCGACUGCACCAAUGGAAGAGACCCCAGCAGUGGAGGAGUCCCAGGGCCCCCUGGACGGGGAAUCUCCAGCCAAAGUUCCUGAGUUGGAGGUAGAAGAAGAAACUCAAGUUCAAGAGAUGACCUUAGACGAGUGGAAAAAUCUUCAAGAACAGACCAGACCAAAGCCUGAGUUCAACAUCCGGAAACCUGAAUCCACUGUUCCUUCCAAAGCAGUGGUGAUUCACAAGUCAAAAUAUAGAGAUGAUAUGGUGAAGGAUGACUAUGAGGAUGAUUCCCAUGUUUUCCGGAAAGCGGCCAAUGACAUCACAUCCCAGCUGGAGAUUAAUUUUGGUAACCUCUCUCGUCCUGGGCGUGGAGCCAGAGGUGGCAUGCGGGGAGGCCGGGGAAGGAUCAGAAGGACGGAGAACUAUGGACCCAGAACCGAAGUGGUGACUCAAGAUGUUGCUCCGAACCCAGAUGACCCUGAAGACUUCCCUGCUCUGGCCUAAAAGAGCCCUGUGUCCCUGGCAACUUACAGCAGCAUGGCAGACCCACGAAGAGACGUUCCUUGCUGUGGGAAAGAGAGUCAGACUCUAAGAACAAUAGAUGUUGCUUUUUCCCGCAUAGUGUGAAUCUGUUGCACGUUCUCGGGUUGGGGGCUGUGGGGAAAGGCUCUCUCCAGCUAUUGAAGAGCAGGCAACUCCAGUCAGGGCAUUUAGUCUGGCAUUUUUCUAAGGUGAAGAAUUUUUAAGAAAUUCCAAAUGAAGUUCAGGAAUAAUGUUCAAAAUGUGUACAUAGAGAUUAUAUUGAAUCCUCCACAAAACAAGGAGAGUAGAAUAAGUUGUAAAAUAUGAUCUACUAUUGAGGUUAUUUAGUAAGUUGUAUAGCUAUCUGAAGGCUGUGUCUUUCAGUAUUAAAGAAAAUAUAUAUAACUUGGACCAUUAAUUUAAAGCAGAUACAGUCUAGUUUUCAGAGACCAAGAAAUUAAAAUACAAUUAUAUUUACUGUUUACUUGUCAAUGUUACGUGCUCCUGGAAUUUGAGUUCUGAUUUUCAUUUAAUAAUUUUAACCAGCUCUUAUGCAGCCACUGGUUACCACUCUGACAGAGAAUUAGAAAGCAUAUGGAUUUUUUAAUGGUGAUUUAAACUACCUCGUGGUUUCUGUGUGUAUGUGUAUAUAUAUACACACCCACACACAAAUUUAGACUAUAUGUGCAUAUUUACUGUCUGGAUGGUUUUCUAGGGUGAGUAAUAAGUAUCUGAUUUUGAUAUCAGGUUUUGAGCCCCACUAAUGAAAUGGAAAGGUCCUGGUGAGAGUGACGCAACAUGAAGAGUUCACCCCAUAUCCUUUUCUCCCUCUUCUGACCACAGCUAAGUACUGAGCAGCUGCUGCAUGUGAGACCCUCUAUCCUGGCACUGGGCAGGACUUGUAAAUAAUAUUUACUGAACACCUACAUGCAUUUCUCCUUACUUGGUCCUUGCAGCAGUUCUGUCGCAGUCCUAUUUAUUGCCUAUGGUGAGAGAUUGGCUCAGGAGGUCCCCUGAGGGGUUCCAUAACUCUCCCAGGGAUCCCCACUCUCCACCCCCGGGGAAGGGCCUGGGAUGGGCAGCUGUAACGGCUGUUGGAAGCUGGCAGGCAACAUUCUCCCCACUUUACCGAAGAAAACGAGGGCCCUGCUUGCUUGUUGUCAUGGUUAAUAUGCUUGCGUCGGCAUUUGAACCUUGGCCUUGGGGUCUGUGCUUUUCCCCCACCGUGCUGCACUGACUGGGAUGGCUCUGAACUUGAGCCCAAGUGUAAAUAAAUGGUUGGUGGUCCCUCCUAACUUUGUGUAUAGAAAGCUGAAUCCUUUUUGUCACACUCAGGUCAAGAGAAGAAUGUGGGAAAAGGCCCUAGUAGAAAGAAGAGUCUUGAUUUUGCUGAAUAGUCAGAAGUCAAGCCUGUAGCUAUUUUAGUCAAGAAUGUUUGCUGUGGCUGACAGCCUAAUUUUUGGUCUCGUUAUUAAAUUAAUACCUGAGAACUAAA
This is a messenger RNA of Choloepus didactylus (southern two-toed sloth), 2852 nucleotides long. RefSeq names its product hyaluronan binding protein 4 (gene HABP4). The transcript is spliced from 8 exons. Bases 92 to 1339 code for a protein of 415 amino acids. The record is from RefSeq and is a predicted model, not a curated record. Gene Ontology annotation, molecular function: RNA binding. Gene Ontology annotation, biological process: positive regulation of translational initiation; positive regulation of RNA splicing. Lineage: Eukaryota; Metazoa; Chordata; Mammalia; Pilosa; Megalonychidae. Gene Ontology annotation, cellular component: cytoplasm; nucleus.